GUCACUCGGCAAUUGGGAUCCAUAAGCGACGCCCAAGCAACAAACUGCUCGCGUUUGAUCUUUAUAAUUAGGCAUUCGUGCUGCGUCAUCGCGCUAGACGCUCAACCGCUGCUCGCGUGGACUCCCACAGCGGCAUCCUCGCCUAUCUCCAGACCGAGGCCGGAUUCGCGUCGCACGCAUCAAGCAUGCCCCAGCGACAAAGGCAUCUUCGCCGCGCGGCGGCCGCCGCCGUCAUCGCGACGACGGCGCUCGCCUGGGCGCCCGCGCGCCUGAAACCCAUCGCGCCGACGCGACGGAGCGCCGCGACUUUACAAACGCCCGUCGCGCAAGCGACGGAGCGGCCCAUCUCGACGGAGUGGGAGCUCGACUGCUUCUCGAGGCCCGUGGUCCAGGACGGCAAGAAGCUCUGGGAGUUGUUAGUUGUGGACAGCACCGGCCAGUGGAGGGAAGCGGUGCAGCUGCCGGCGACCGGUGUGAAUAGUGUCGCGGUCCGAGAAGCGGUGGAAGGCGUGAUCGCGAGAGCACCGGUCAAGCCGACGGUGAUUAGAUUUUUCAGGCGGCAAAUGCUGAACAUGCUCACGAUCGCGUUGGGCGGCGUCGCGGCGGAGCGGCCGACGUUACGGGUGGCGCCGUCGCGCGCGACGCACGCCAUCUACGACUGGUUGGAGGAGCGGGAGCGCGACGUCUACCCGGCCAUGGAGGGUUAUUCUGGUGCCCAACAGGUGACGAGGGACCGCAUGACGGCGCCGACGACGCCGGCGAGAUUGCCCGAGGCGUUACGGGGCGAGCAGUACGCCUUCGUCACGCUGCCCGUGGCCGAGGUCCAGGCCGGCGGCGGCGUGACCGAGGACAACGUCGGCGUCGGGAAGAUGAUCAACGUUAAAAGUGAUUUGGACCCGGGCGCGAUGCUGCCGGGCGUGGCGAUUUUGACGCGGCGCGCGGAUGCUUUGGCGAUGUCCCUGGCGUCGACGGAGCUCGCGUCCGUGCGUGCUGACAGCACGCAACGUCAGCUCGUUUUGGACGUGGCCCUCGACGAGUCCUUCCUCGUCGCGCGCUUGGACGACAGCCAGCGCGUCGAGGCGGCGGGCUUCGAGAAGGCGAAAGCGGGGUUGGACGGCCUGCACUUCGUCGUGGUCCAGCGGCCCGACGACGACGGCGUCGAGCCCGCGGGCUUCUGGCUGCUGCGGGAGAUGGCUACGGCAUAA
Pelagomonas calceolata is the source of this 1205-nucleotide messenger RNA. The record is from the annotation of a GenBank genome assembly. Lineage: Eukaryota; Pelagophyceae; Pelagomonadales; Pelagomonadaceae.